This is a messenger RNA of Trametes versicolor FP-101664 SS1, 984 nucleotides long. RefSeq lists its product as uncharacterized. The transcript is spliced from 2 exons. Gene Ontology annotation, molecular function: protein binding. The record is from RefSeq and is a predicted model, not a curated record. The annotation marks the transcript as partial. Lineage: Eukaryota; Fungi; Basidiomycota; Agaricomycetes; Polyporales; Polyporaceae.
CGAAAGAGAGCCCGAACGAGCUCAGGUAAUGCUGGAGAAAUUGAACCAGUCGCAGGAAGGGAGCGUGACGAAGAAUUCUGGUAUAGCGACGGGAACAUCAUCCUCGUCGCGCGCGACGUCGAGUUUCGCGUCUUCAAGGGGAUUCUUGCGGAGCACUCCCCCGUAUUCAGAGACAUGUUCUCUUUGCCUCAGCCUCCACCCGCGGAGACCCUUUCCUCCUCCACAGCAGACGAUAUGUGCCCCGUGGUUCACCUAUCUGACUCUCCCGAAGACCUCCGCCAUGUUCUGCGUGUUUAUAUGCCCAAAGGCAGCCCCAGCGCGUUCUUCCAUGCAACUCCGCCUUACUCGUACGACAUGCUCUCGGCGUCGGUUCGACUCGGCCAUAAGUACCAGAUGUCAGAUAUACUCGACAACGCCCUCGCUUUUCUCAAAACGUACCACCCUACCGACUUCGACGAAUGGUCAGCCCUCGAACACUACGGCCCCCCUGGAUUCGCACGCUCGCGCAUAUACGCCAUCGGCGUGGUCAACCUCGCGCGGCUCACCAACGAAGUUGGCCUGCUCCUCAUGGCGCUUCUCGUCUGCUGCACGAUCAGGGACGAGGCGGACCUCGUCCACGGCUUCGAGCGCGAGGAUGGCUCGCUGGAGCGGCUCUCGCGGGACGACCUUGCGCUGUGCUUCAAGGCGAAGAUACGCCUCAUCGCGGAGUCCACGAACAUCAUGCUGAAUAUGUUCCGCCCGGAAGUCGAUCCCGGGUGCAUGACGAGGGACAGCUGCGCGCGGGACUUCAUGGUGAUCUACGACGAGCUCGAGUACCACAGGGAGCCUCUUACAAACCCAGACGUAUCCGUGCGUGCACCGGGCCUUACGGAUGCGCUCGAGGAGGGCGAGCCGUGCGAGGAGUGUCGGGAGAUGGUGUUGUCCCGCGAGUCGAGCGAGCGGAGAGCGGCCUGGAAGAAGCUCCCCUAUAUAUUCGGCCUCACG